This is a messenger RNA of Colletotrichum higginsianum IMI 349063, 1395 nucleotides long. RefSeq lists its product as uncharacterized. The transcript is spliced from 2 exons. Lineage: Eukaryota; Fungi; Ascomycota; Sordariomycetes; Glomerellales; Glomerellaceae. The record is from RefSeq and is a predicted model, not a curated record. Bases 1 to 1395 code for a protein of 464 amino acids.
AUGUACCUCAAGAUGCGAAUACCUUUCCAUCUGUCGUCUGGUCUUGAAGCCCGCUCGCCCACAGGGCUGCAACGUCGACAAGAGAUCGACGGCCGAAAGAUCACCACCAUUGUCAUACUCGCCGUGCUGGUCGUACUUAUCUUCGUCGCUUUUGCCGCCUUCUCCUGCCGCGCAUCCCGUCGCUCCACUGGCAACAACUCGAAAAACGCCCGCGGCGGCGGCUUCUUGAAAUCACUCUGGAACACCGGUACUGGCCAAAACAGAUACCGCCAGACCCAGGAUGAAAACUCCACCUCUACCGAGCAACUGACGACGCGCCGCCGCUCGCGGCCGUCCUCUGUUGCAUUCGACGCCUCGGCAGACCAACCGCAGACCGACGCCCGCUCCCCCAACAGCGCUGUGAACCGCAAUACCUCGAUACGCUCCGUCAUGACGCUGCCUGCGUACAGACUCGAUCCGAACGAUAACGAACAAGUUCUCGGUCGCGAGGGCGAACGCGGAGGUGUCGAUGUUGUCAUUGAAUACCCCACCGAAGAGAAUGAGGAGGAUCUGCGCGACCAAGAGAUGGAGGCUCUCUACCAGAUUCGCCUAGCCCGCCGCCAAGAGCUUGCCGAGCGUGAUGAGCGGAGGAGAGAGCGCCAUGAAGCGCGAGAACGUGGCGACCUGGUGGCCCUGGACAACAUUCGUACGAGAGCUAGAAACGCCAGCAACAACAGCGUUGUCGCCGUCCUUCGCGAAGAGCAUGAACGCCUCAAGAACGAACGCCUGAGGGCUGUCUCGAGUGUGUCAUAUGCCGACUUGGGUGUUGCACGUCACGACGGAACCCGACUCCGGGCCAACAGCAACGAGAGCGAACGAAUGGGCUUGUUGUCCGACUCGGCCAGUAUCGCUGCCACGUCGAUCCGUUCCGGCGCCGAGUCCGCCGCGAAUCACAGGAGAGGACGCAGUGCUAGCUCUGUAAUGAGCAUCGAAAGCGAUCUUCCCUCGCCGGGUUUCGCGCCGAGGUCCCGGGCCAACUCACGCCCGGACACUCCUCGCUUGGACACUCGCUCCGGCUCCAGUCCCGAAAUUAUCGAAGCCGACGUGGGUGAUGCUGGCAUGCCCAUUUACUCUCCACCCGGAUACGACGAGGUCUCACUGGACGACGAACGCUCUCGCAGUAAUACGCCCCAGCCAAGCACCGAGCCUCCACCAAACUAUCCGGGUCCUGCCCAACAACGUGCUCAAAGCAUUGCCUCGAGCAUGGCCGGCUUGGCUGCAGAAGACCAAACGACGGCUGGUCUGACAGGCGAACAGCGACAAACGAGAAAACCACAACUACCUAGCUUGCGUCUGCAGCAAGUGCCGCAGAUUGUCAUCGAGCCUUCCAGCGCCAGACCACACGAUGACAGGUGA